GACGCUUCUAAUCCUCUUUUGAUGAACUUGGUUAAUAGACCUCCUGCAGUGGUCUUUGGCUCUGUUCAUUAGGCAGCACACGACCCUAUCCACGCCCCCGAGAGCACGCACUGCGCGAUCUCGCGGCUCCCAUCUCCAUAAAUUCCCCCAUCAAAGUGAAGAAAAGUUGAACGUGUGUUACUUUGUUGGAAGUUCUCAGUGAACUGACCGUGUUUGGUCUUUUGGUUCAACUUGGUACAAGACCAAAAAGGGAAAGAGAUGGCACCGAGUAAAAGCCUCUUUGCGCCUUUCAUAUCUGUGGAGCCGGAGGGAGGACUCGGCCCCGAGGGUCCCGAGGGUCCUGAGGCUUUCCACGCAGACAUCCAGGCUCUGCUGCAACGGAGCCGCGCGCAGGAGCGCCCGGGGCCCGAGCGCGCCAGACGCGUCUGCGACCACCGGGACACUCCGUGCGCCAUCGUGGAGGUCCGGCUGGGGCCCGGCGGCGGCGGCGCGCUGCACUACCUCCAGCCGGACAAGUGCGCUUCGGAGCGCGCGCAGAGACGGAGACGCCUCGCUGCCAACGCCCGGGAGAGGAGGAGGAUGCUCGGGCUCAACGUCGCCUUCGACCGGCUGCGGAGCGUCAUCCCCAACCUGGAGAGCGAGAAGAAGCUCUCCAAAUCGGAGACGCUCCAAAUGGCGCAGAUUUACAUCGCCACCCUCAGCGAGCUGCUCCAGGAGGAAGCCACGGUACCGAGCCGCGCACAACUGUCCCCGGGGACCCCUCCGCCCUCACAGGGGACCACACAUGUGGGGGGGGAGCGAGCGGCUCGAGGCAGAGACAUUCACACCGGGAAGGGCAGCGCAGGCCCGGCGCGCAUAGAGGAGUCAUAACUAGGACAUGUGGGAGAAAUCAAAUGGGACA
Etheostoma cragini (Arkansas darter) is the source of this 901-nucleotide messenger RNA. RefSeq names its product atonal bHLH transcription factor 1c (gene atoh1c). NCBI's taxonomy places the organism in Eukaryota, Metazoa, Chordata, Actinopteri, Perciformes, Percidae. The record is from RefSeq and is a predicted model, not a curated record. The transcript has a single exon. Gene Ontology annotation, molecular function: protein dimerization activity. The coding region runs from base 259 to 870 and encodes 203 amino acids.